Messenger RNA from Rotaria socialis, 1953 nucleotides. The record is from the annotation of a GenBank genome assembly. Lineage: Eukaryota; Metazoa; Rotifera; Eurotatoria; Philodinida; Philodinidae.
AUGGAUUAUUCAAUGAAUGAACCCGCUAAACGUGCAAUUUCAUCAUCGGAAGAUGAAUCACUAGAAGCCGAAUGUUAUUCGAAUCAAGACGAUACUUUUGAAAAAAAGUAUCAAGUCAACGAAGAUGAUGACUCUUCUUCGUCUGAUGAUGACAAUGCUGGCGACAAAAAACUAUCAGAACAUCAUAGAGAAACAUUCGAUUUCAGAAAUCUUGAUUGGGGCGAUGUUCCAACGUUCAUUCAUUCUAUGGAUCAAGGACCUAUGAGUCUUUAUGAUCGACAAAAAGCUCGUGAAACAAAAGAGCAAAUUCUAAAUAUUAAAAGUCGUUUAGCUCAAGAAAAUUGUAUUCUAAGACCACUUUACAAAAACAAUGGAUUUCAUUUGUGUAAAAACAAUGAAUACCAACAAAAAGUAUCUGAUUUUAUGACAAAAACAAGCAUCUAUUCGUUGAUAAACAAACUAAUCGAUCCAUAUACAGAUGCUAGUAAAAAAUGUUUAGCUGAUGUUGUCGAUCAAGUUCAAACAACAUUGGACAAUUUACUGCAUUCUCAACGUUUAACCAAACAACAACAUUCACGAAUGAGUAUUAAUCGAUCAUCAGUACGAUUGAAUUAUCUAUAUUUCACUGUAGAUACACGUAGCGAAGAAUGUCCAAUUCAACCAAUUGUAGUAUGUAACGAUGGACCCACCAUCGGUAUCGCUGGUUAUGUGGGUCAUCUACUUGGAUUACUUUUUAAUGAGGCAACUGAUUGCAAAUUAUUUUCUAAAUCAAUUGAUGUCAUACAGGCUGUCGAAUAUUAUUCUCAAAGUGGACAUCUACAACCAACAACUUUAUUUGCAUCAUUCAAUAUCGAUGAUCUAUGUACCAGGUUUUCUCAUGAUCAUGCUGUUGCUGCAUUAGAACGAUUCCUACACUCGUAUGCAUUCGAUCAUUUAAUUCAAGGCAUGACAAUUGAUACGAUUGUUCAGCUUGUUCGUCUCGUUCUCGAAAAUCAAUAUUGUGUUUUGGGAAAAAACUUGUAUCGACAAAGAAUAGGUGGUGGUUCUGGCUUACCAUUGACCAUUCCAUUGACUUAUAUCUAUUUAUUCUAUUGGCAACAAGAUCCAAUGAAUGUUUUCAUCAAUAAAAACGAGCUCUUUGGCAGAUAUCAAGAUGAGGCAUUUAUUACAUGGAAUGAAUCCGAAGACGAACUUCAUACAGUACUCACAUUAGCUCAUUCAGAAUUUCCUCAAUAUAUAUGGAAUACAACAGGCAUUGGUUCAAAAAUUUGUUUUCGAGAUAUCGAACUCGGUCACAACAAUGGUAGAGUUCGUACGACAGUGAAUUAUUUGGACUCAUACAUGCGAAAUAAUACGUUACCUUCCUUUCUUGAUAUACUUCAACAGCGAAUAGGCGACGUAUGGAUAUGGUUAAGAGCAAGUUUAUUAAAUGCAGUACGCUAUUGCUCAGAUGAGGUGAAUUUCGAGGAUGUCAAGUCUCAGAUGAAAUUUAUAUUGUCUCUCAAUGGCUUUUCGGAUGAUACUUUUAACGAUGGUCUCCAUGAAUUCCUCGAUCAAUUUGGCGUCUCUACUGUGGAUCCUUCGUUAACACGAACGAAUUAUGAAAUUAUGCGUCAACAUGUUUUUGACAAUGAUAAAUACCGAAAAGCAAUGGGGAAAAAUGCAUUAUUACAAAGAAAAGAACAGGUUACAUUACAUCUUCCUUACGUAUCUCCAUGCGAAACACUUGUCAUAAAUCAAUUUGAACAAAAAUUAAACAAUUUAUUAAGCGAACAUGGAAGUGAUCAUUCACGAAUGAAAGAUUUAAAGAUUAAGAUUUUGCCACAUCGUUCGCCUACUAUUCCAAUAGUGGAUCUUCUCGUACAUAAACGACCACCAAUUCAUCGUUUAACCUUACCAGAGACUGACCAGAUCAACAAAAGUUCGUAUGAAGCGCGGCAUAUUUCUUUUUAA